UGCGCUCGUGUAAAAGUCAGCGGGUUAUUCUGUCCAAAAUGGCGCUUUGUUUACGUAUGUGUACUGUGGUGUAGUUACAAUCAUGAUUUUUGCCAAUGUCAUUCGUCGUCGGAGAUAACUUCAUCUAAGCUUGCAGCAACGGCAUCACCUAGCUUUCGGUAAUGACGAGCCAGCGCGCUAACGUUUGUUCUGCGUCACUGUCCAUUCAAAACGUGAAUUUACCUUAUUGAAGAAUGCAGGCUGAGGCCCCAGGUGUGGCCCUACGUGAGGGCAUCCAGGCUCUCUGUGUCCAAGAGGCAGAGAGUAAAAACGAAGCAUGCAAACAGGAAGAAGGCACGAAACAACCGGAUGCCGAGAUGAUCGCUGCACCGGUGGAGAACGCUGCCACCAUGGACGACAAAGGUCAAGAAAGUGAGGCAAAUGACCAAGACACAGACAAGAUGGAAGGAGAGGAACACACAAACGCACCUCAGUCGGUGGCAGCGGUGGAGGACGAAGAGGGAACGCAGGUGGCAGAGAAGGACGGCGAAUGGGAACUGGUGUACAGCGAUGAGGAAAUGGAGGACCCAAAGAACUGGAUGCCGCCACCUGCUGAGAUCAAGAGACUCUAUGAGCUCCUGGCCAAGGGCGAGAUGCUGGAGCUCAACUCCGAGCCCCUUCCCCGAAGGCCGCCCACGCCCGAACGCCCCCUUUCGCCCAAAAGGGAGGAGGAGGAAGACGAGGCUGAGGAGAGAGAGAAGAAAGAGAGGGAUCUCAAGCCACCAAGUCCAACUGAGUUUGACUUUAAUGAGGAGCAUCAAUUGCAAGCCACCCCGAAAAGUUCUUUCAUUAAUAGACGUAGGACACCAGGGUCGUCAGCUCGCUCGUCCGUGAAAAGGGAGGCCAGGAUGGACAAAGUGCUGUCGGACAUGAAGCGCCACCGCAAAAUCGAGGAGCACAUCAUGCGCACGGGCCGAGAUCUCUUCAAGAACGACAAGAAGCUGGAGGCGGCGUUGUCGCCCAACAGCCAGAAGGAGCGAGACAAGGAACGGGAGCGAGACAGCAACCCCAAUACCAUCUUCUCACCUAGGCAGAGGAGAUACUGAACACGAUUGUCCCUGUACAUUUUCCGAGGCGCUUUUUCAUUUUUUCUUUUUCUUUUUAAUGAUACAAGCUUUGUAUGUUUUCUAUGUUUUUGUAUGAUGGCAAUAAACAUGCUAACCUGAGACGACCGAUGACUUACAGUUGGGUGUGUUGUUGACCAAGUAGUAACAUUGCAGACAUUAGAAGUUAAUCAUGUGGAUAAUCAAUAAACAG
Molecule: messenger RNA, 1296 nt
Organism: Syngnathus acus (greater pipefish)
Lineage: Eukaryota; Metazoa; Chordata; Actinopteri; Syngnathiformes; Syngnathidae
Gene: pagr1
Product: PAXIP1 associated glutamate-rich protein 1
Exons: 5
Coding region: 234-1085 (283 amino acids)
Source: RefSeq, a predicted model, not a curated record